Molecule: messenger RNA, 3319 nt
Organism: Exophiala oligosperma
Lineage: Eukaryota; Fungi; Ascomycota; Eurotiomycetes; Chaetothyriales; Herpotrichiellaceae
Exons: 2
Coding region: 168-2834 (888 amino acids)
Source: RefSeq, a predicted model, not a curated record
CUUCACUGUCGAGCCCUCGACCUUCACUGCAGCCUCGCCAGUUUCUCUCACUUUCCCUUCUCACUCUCUUGUCCUCUUCGUCUACUUCCAACGCUCAGUCUUGUCCUCUCCAUGAACUUGAAUCCAUCUCGUCCAUCAUUCUUUUGAGGACACACGGGCUGUCAAUCAUGCCUUCAUCCCAGGAUUCUGAUCGGCCUCUAGCGGCAUUCGGUAUCCGCGAUCUGAAUGGCCCUGAGGCUCCUCCAGGCGUCGUUCAGAUCCUCAAGAAAGACUACACCAGCACUGUCCAAAACUACCCCGAAGCCGUCCUUUCCUACGUCGACUAUGACGAUGGCGAGAUCAUCACCGUCGGCUCCUCCCUCGAACUACAGCAGCGCCUCGAGGAGCCUGCGAGGCAUUCCACCCUGCCCGUCAUCCCCGCAUUACGCACCCCGGACGAGUCCACCGACAACAAGAUGAUGCACAUCUUUGAUAUCAAGAAGACUGGCGCCAGUCUAGCGGUAUGGAAAGAGCAUGAAGCAUAUACUAGCAAGGCCAUCAGAGAGAAGACUACGCCUCACAUCUUGAGGGAUGUCAGCCCUAGUCGAGGGGAGUCGGCUAACAGCCCUCCUCUGGCUGCGACGCAAGAGAAGGUUCAGCAAACUGAGAAGAUCGACGAAUCUGACCGUUCAGCAUACAACCUUGAAGGUGAUGCUGUCGUUGCAGAGCCAGCCGCCAACGAAAUUACAAUCACUCCUAACCUUGCUUCGGCCUCUCCAAAGAAAAUCCCCCCGACUCCAAUCAACAAUGACAUCCCGACGAACCUCGACAAGGCCUUCAUUGGCAUCUUCAGCGCCAUAGAGUCAAGACUUGGUCCUUUGGCAGACUUUCUUGAGACCACGGCAGGUGGUCUACGCAAGGUCGCUGACAAGACUGCCAAGUCGGACUCUUCUGCCGUGGAAGAUGUAUUGUCUGGCUUCAAAGAUAUCCUAACCCAGGUCGGAGAGUUUGGACUCGGUGUCGCUGCGACCAUUGGCGAAGAGAUCGAGAAGAACAAGGCUGAACGACAGCCUACUUCUCUCCAACGCGAUGCUGACAAAACCCCUCCUCAAGCAGAUGACGACGAGGGUGCUCAGCCUGAGCAAACGAAAGCAAACGGGAAGUCGGAUGUGUUUGGCAAGAGAGUCAGCUUCGAUGCACCACUGACGCGGCCAGCAGUGCCGAAGGAUAUCCCACUUCCUGAAUUCUCUGAAACGUCACUUUCAGAGUUAAAGAAAGAACUCUCUAAAGUGUCAUUUCCCGAGUUGAACCGCCUACACUUGAAAAAUAUGUUUAUGAGAUAUGGGGAUAGACUUGGAUGCGCUCCUCACCCACAAAAUACUCAAGUCCACCCUGCACAGCAGCCACACAAGGCGACUGCCAGACAUUCCAUCUUGGAUAUGGAGUCCACAGACCCCGAUUUCUCUGCUCGUUACCCACCUCUGCUCAGUUUGCGAAAAGCCAUGAGCGUGAACGAGUUGCAGAAGACAGCCCAGGCUACAAGCCCCUCACAUUCGAACCCUGUGACAGGCCCUGCUGCUGUGCGAUAUCCCAGCUUGAGACAGUUUGAACAACAGGCUCACACCCUCGCGUCCAACAAAACCCCAGUCGCCUUGAGUAGCGCCAGACCUCGAGACAUCACUCCUUGGGAAGAUGAGCUCAAAUCCAGAAAGACUAGUUCAUACAGAAAACCAUCAGUUGAGGAGGAUGACUGUGCUGUUGAACCUGAACCGAGCACUGUCAAACCUGGGCCCUCGUCUUCACGACCAACCAUGCCCUCAGCGGGCCUUCCUGGUGCUUGGCCAGAAACAAAGACUGCUGAAGACAUGUCGGCCUUACCCGCAAAUAAGCCCCUGCUCAACGGUGGCUCUGUACGUCUUCCUGAAACUAACAUUUUCUCGAAGCCCCCUGCCAAUCUGACAGAUUCCUCUCGCCCUCUGUUUCGGCCUUACCCAGAUUCGACAUCGAGACCGCCCAUGAGUUUCGGGAGCGAAGCACUGAAGAAGAACCUGAGACGAUACCACACAGUAUCUGCUGGUAUCAAUCCUGCUGCAAGACUCAACGGACCCUUUGAUCCCCUUGCUGCUCAUCCCCCAAUGCAACCUCGUUCCCAGAAAUCGCAGCCAGACCUGCAGAACUCCUAUAGAAACUCUGAGGACACCCUCAGUCACAAGCCAAGUUUGCCGAAUCUGUUGCCUCAACGCAGUCAAACCGUCAACUACACCGAUCGUUAUGUCCCGCGCUAUGUCACCCCCUCAGUCUUCAUGAAUCGUGCACGGGACUAUGCCGAAUCCAGGAGCAAUGCUAGGGAUCAUCGAAUUGAAGGCCACCACAUACCUGGACCUGGUUGGGGUGUGAGGUACUUCUCGCCUUUUGGCCAGCCUGCCACGUCCGCUGCUUCGUCGGCUCAGACAUCGACUGCUACCACCGUUGAAGAGCGUCCUAGCCCCAAUACCCCGGCAAAGCCAGUCUUUGCGGGACGCCCAACUUCAAACCCACCAUACUCGUUUGUACCCCCUGUCCAAGGUGCUACAACUAAGCCUGCUGGACGCAGAAUUUCGACACCGGCACCGGCCCUUCCUACCGGCAUCAAAGCUAUCAACGAUUGCGUCAAUACCUUGAUCGAUAUGGGUUUUGGUGCCAACGCCAAUGAAAUGACCAGAUUGAAUGCUGUUGCUAGUGCUACUGCUGGUAACCUGGAAGAAGCCAUUGACAUGCUUGAAGAAGACCGUGAAGCUACAGAGAAAUUGGGCUACGCCAGUGAUGCUGCUACCAAUGGAUCGUAUCAAGAUGACCGAGACGAUAUGUACAACUGAGUGAUAAGACGACAUCAAGUCUCAUUCACAGCCACUCCUUUGUCCGUACGCUUUCAUCAGCGACGAAUGUGAAAACAAUGUCCGAAUGUUUUAUGCCAUUACGAUUCUUACCUCGACCUCGAACCCAAAGGCAACAGACUUAAAGUCGACUCUCUCUUGAGGUCAACACACUUACUACCGCGUCAGCACCAUGUUUGUAGUGACUGGUUGCUUUACGAAGGAAAUGAGGCCUUGCUAUCAAUAUCCUUACUGAUGUUGUCGGUAUAGCAAGGCGUAAUUUCGGGCAACGGCGUAACAGGGUGUCUACUAGUUUAUUUUGUUUUGUAAGGGUCGAUCAAAUACGAGUCAAGCAAGGGACUGUUACUGCGGACUGGGUAAAAUAGUUCAUCUCCAGUCAACGUACGAGAUCAAAUAGGUAGCUUAUGAAAAAAUCGACGAUGAUGAGAAGAACGAAAAUGGUCAAGUGUCUCUUUUUUCUUUUUCAA